UUUAAAACAUGAAAAAAUGCCAGUUCAGUCGAUUUUUUAUGACGUCAAAUAGGAUUAUUUCACUGGAUAGAUAAAUAAGGCAGAAAAUCUAUAAAAGCAGGCGCACUGUAAGAAAUAAUCAUUAGUUCACUGAAACUACUCCAACCAACAACAGCUGAAAGGAAAGGAAAAGAGGAACUGUCGACAACUAUCGCAAUGGGAUUCGGAUUAUUUGCACGACGAUUCGCUAAUGCUAUCAACAAAAAGCAGAUUGCUCUUGGUGUAGGUGCUAUUGCCGCCGCUACUGGUUAUUCCAUCUACCAAGCACCUGCUGAGAACAGCUGCAAACAAGCCAUUCGUUCCGCGUACAGAAAAUUCAUGCCUUUGAAUGACUACCCUGAUUUGACCAAACACAACAAUUGUUUGGCAAAUCAUCUUACACCUCAAUUGUAUGCGAAGCUAAGAGAUCUUUCAACGCCAUCUGGGUUUACUUUGGAUCAAGCCAUCCAAACCGGAGUUGAUAACCCAGGUCAUCCCUUUAUUACAACAGUCGGCGUUGUCGCUGGAGAUGAGGAGACGUACAGUGUUUUUGCUGAAUUGCUUGACCCCAUCAUUGAAGAAAGACAUAACGGAUACAAGAAGACAGACAAGCAUAUUACUGAUCUUAAUGCAUCGAAGAUUAGAAACGGUAUGCUUGAUGAGAAUUAUGUUUUAUCAUCAAGAGUGCGUACUGGAAGAAGCAUUAAAAACCACAGCCUACCGCCAUCUUGUACAAGAGCUGAGAGAAGAAGUGUUGAGCACAUUUUAACCAGUGCACUAAAUUCGCUGACAGGUGAUCUUUCUGGGACAUACUAUCCGCUGAAUGGUAUGACAGAUGCAGAACAACAACAAUUGAUUGAUGACCAUUUCUUGUUUGAUAAGCCAGUGUCUCCCCUGCUAACCUGUGCAGGGAUGGCGCGUGACUGGCCUGAUGCUCGUGGAAUUUUCCACAACAAGGAGAAGAACUUUUUGAUUUGGGUAAAUGAAGAAGAUCACUCAAGAAUUAUCUCAAUGGAGAAAGGAGGAAACAUGAAGAAUGUUUUUGAAAGAUUCUGUCGUGGGUUGAAGGAGGUUGAGAACCAUAUUUCAAACAAUGGUCAUGGUUUUAUGUGGAAUGAACAUUUGGGCUACAUACUUACUUGCCCAUCAAAUUUGGGAACUGGUUUAAGAGCAGGUGUUCAUGUGAAAUUGCCUAAACUAUCAAAAGAUAAACGUUUUGAUGCCAUUUUGGAAUCAUUCCGUUUACAAAAGAGAGGAACCGGAGGUGUCGACACAGCCGCUACUGGAGGCACUUUCGAUAUUUCUAAUCUGGACCGACUUGGAUUUUCUGAAGUUCAGUUAGUCCAACAAGUCAUUGACGGAGUUAACACCUUGAUUGAUAUGGAAAAGAAUUUGGAGAGAGGGAAGAGCAUUGAUGGGCUGCUUCCCAACAAUUUGAAGUUUUAAGCGACGUUCGCGUUGCUUUUUUAUUUAAAAAAGUAAAAAAAUAUAAAAAAAAUAUAAAAAUAAAAAAAAUCAACAAAAAGAAGAAAACAAAAAAAAUAACAAAAAAAUAAAAAAUAUAUAAAAUUUUGGCAGGAGGGAGAGGAAGGAGAUAAACAAAAGUGCAUUUUUUUGCACAGAAAGUAUGGAAAUUGAUAAACUUUUUUUAUGUUUGGGAUCUGAAACUAAAUGAUGCUAAAACUGAGAAAAGGAGAGAAUUAGGAUUUGAAAAGCAGCAAAACAAAAACAAUAUUAAGAAGGAAAUGUUACAUGUUUCGGAUGGAAGCUAUGUAACAUACUAGCAGAGUUAUUUUUUCAUUCAAAACCCAAAUUGUGUACGGACCUUUAUAUUGCUUCAUAAAAAUUUUCACUAGCAAAAUAAAAAUAAAAACUGGAAGAUUGUAUAUUUUAGAAACGUUUUUUUUUUGUGAGAGAGUUUGGUAUCGCUUAGAAGUUUUAUAUUUACCAUCAUGACGUCAAAAGAAACUUUUAAGUUUGUUUUAUUUUGUACGAGGAUUUUUUUUUGUGGAGAUUCCAAUCGGUGAAGAUAGUUCAAGCUAAUAUCACUUGCUUUGUCACUUGCUCGAAAUAAUUCAUUUAAGCUUUUCAUCUUUUAUGUCUUUGUAAGUUAAAAUCUGGAUAGUGGUACGUAAAAGAUGAAAAAAAUUAUUUCCACAUGCAUGUGGGUCUGUGACAAAUAAGUCUUAAAUAACAAGGGAUAUUUGAAAGGUGACAUUUUUGAUAACUAAUGUCUGCUUUGCACACUUCAUCGUCUAUUUCAAGUUCGCCGCCUACAAAACUUGAAGAAUUUACACAGAAAAAUUGCAAAAGAAAAAACAGUUUGAAAAAGGAUUCUAAAAGAUAGAAUGAAACAUGCCGAAUUUUUGGAGAAGUAUAUAAGUUUAUAAAAAAUAUACAAUAUGUGGAAAUUCAUGAAGCAAUUAAAGUGAUGUUACAUAAACCCAAAAUAUUCCAAAAACAACAACAACAACAACAACCCAUUUGCCAGUAAUACAUGAGAUUGAUUCGAUUUCUCUCUAAUAUCAGUUUUUAGUUGAUUUUUGUGGAGGAUCCCAUCUAAAAUUUGUUUUGAUGACAACAUACAUGAAGUCGUCUCCGGAAUCUCCCUCUUGCCAAUAAAUAAAUAAUUUUUA
Messenger RNA from Hydractinia symbiolongicarpus, 2654 nucleotides. RefSeq names its product creatine kinase, testis isozyme-like. Gene Ontology annotation, biological process: phosphocreatine biosynthetic process. Bases 196 to 1464 code for a protein of 422 amino acids. Gene Ontology annotation, molecular function: creatine kinase activity. The transcript has 6 exons. The record is from RefSeq and is a predicted model, not a curated record. Lineage: Eukaryota; Metazoa; Cnidaria; Hydrozoa; Anthoathecata; Hydractiniidae.